Talaromyces amestolkiae is the source of this 1614-nucleotide messenger RNA. RefSeq lists its product as uncharacterized. Bases 1 to 1614 code for a protein of 537 amino acids. The record is from RefSeq and is a predicted model, not a curated record. The transcript is spliced from 4 exons. NCBI's taxonomy places the organism in Eukaryota, Fungi, Ascomycota, Eurotiomycetes, Eurotiales, Trichocomaceae.
AUGCGACUAGACAAGAGAAGCGUGGAAGCGGCAGCAGAGUCCAAGCAACCACUGGCGACUGAGAUAAGAUGGAUUGAUAAGGCUGAUCCUGAAGUAGCAGACAUUGUGGAAGUGGAUGGCCAUUCUUCGUUAGAAGUUCAAGCCUUUGUCAACGACAUCUUUGAUCAAUAUAAAAAUGCUGAUGAAACACUCGCAAAGAAACUGGGACAACUUAAUCUCAGCAAUCGUCGUCGACUGAACGAGCACUCCACUGUGCCCAAGGCCGAGCAGCCCGCUAAAACACAUGUGAGAGUGUCAGGUUUCAACAGCGUCGUUACAUUCGACGAGUCGAACGAGCAAAUUUAUGUUCCAAUACCAUUUCAUUAUGGCGACGAUUGGAGUCCCAACAACAAUGGUUCGAAGAUUCCGAGACGGAAAGAGAGCAAUGUCUACAUGCCUCCAGCACCAUGGCAAGUACGGCUUGAAGCACCGUUCAAGUGCGCACUGUGCAAGAAAAUUGUUACUCUCAGAGGCCAUGAAGCAUGGAUGAUACAUGUCUAUGCGGAUUUGAAAGCAUAUAUCUGUAUCCACCCAUUGUGCGACCAAUCAUUCGAGUAUUAUCACCUGUGGGCAGAGCAUGUCUUGACCAGUCAUUUUCCAGGGCUGAAACGGUAUUGUCUCUAUUGCGACUCCGAGAUCAACAGCACGGAUCGAACCUCCACGCGCAAUGCAUUUGUGGAGCAUCUGGUCUAUAAUCAUUGGGACCUGAGUGAUGCCGAACGCACCGCCGCAACCCUAGACACCGAGAAAUUUAUUCUUGCUCCAUUCAACUCGUUCCCUUGUGGUAUUUGUCGACGAAAAAACUGGAAGACAUGGUUCGAGUUUGCGGCACAUAUGGCACGCCACUUGGAAGAGAUCUCACUGGCAGCUCUUCCAGAUGAGAUGUACUCGCUCGAUGAAAGUCCAACUGCCAGGAAGUAUCGCCCCAAGAAACGCCAGCCGCAAGCCCUGGAAGAGCGAGCUGAUGACUUGGAAUUAAGUCUGAAUAGAAGACAGCACAAACAUCACGAGGACCAGGAAGAGAGCGACUUGAGCGAAGAAGAUCCCGACUACGUUAGGGUAGACCGCGAGGUGACCAAAGCACCAUUACCAUCGGUCAAGAAGCCACACCGAGGCAGUCUUCGGCCUCGAAAAGUGCAUGAGAAAGUUAAAGAAAGCAAGCAAGAUCAAGUCGCACAAGAAGAGCCUACCUCAUCACCACAUGUCAAAUUUGAAGAUAAAACUCGAGACCGAGAUCAUCGAAAACAUUCAUCGCACGACCCUUCACAGUCUAAGAGUAAAGCCAAGGGUCAACCUGUGCAGCAGUACCCCAGUGAAGACAGCAGAAUGGAUGCAAUGAGAUCAUAUUAUAAGGCUUAUCAAGACCAGUAUGAGAAGCCGAAGGCAGGUGGUCAGGGUUAUGAGGGUUAUGGAUAUCCAGCAGCAUAUGCAUAUUCGAAUUACUAUCGAGGCUAUCCUUAUGCUGGAGAAAGCUAUGACUACAACAGAGUUUCCUACGCUGGACACAGCAAUGAUCAUGCUAAUUGUCGCUGCCAAACAUGUGCUGUGAUGCGCGAAGAAUACUAUGGUGAAUGA